This is a messenger RNA of Anguilla anguilla (European eel), 2946 nucleotides long. Its product is annotated as peroxisome proliferator-activated receptor gamma coactivator 1-alpha-like. The coding region runs from base 230 to 2851 and encodes 873 amino acids. Lineage: Eukaryota; Metazoa; Chordata; Actinopteri; Anguilliformes; Anguillidae. The record is from RefSeq and is a predicted model, not a curated record. Gene Ontology annotation, biological process: positive regulation of transcription by RNA polymerase II. Gene Ontology annotation, molecular function: transcription factor binding; RNA binding. The transcript has 13 exons. Gene Ontology annotation, cellular component: nucleus.
AGUUGUGUGGACGGGGGGUGGGGGGACUGGCCGCGAGCCGUCACUCCCCUGCCUACUUUUAAUAGCUUUGUCAUGUGACAGCAAGCGGUUGUAAGACAGGUGCCUUCGGUUCAUGCUCAGUUAGGGGGGUAGUUCCCUGAGCGAGAACUAGCGGAGAAAUAGUGGAUUUCUUUUUAGUUCCGGUAAAUAUAUAUAUAUUUUUUUCUCCAUAUCGUCAUUCAGUGCCUGGAUGGCGUGGGACAGGUGCACGCAGGACUCUUUGUGGAGAGAAUUUGAGUGUGCUGCCUUGGUGGGUGAAGACCAGCCCCUCUGCCCGGAUCUCCCGGAGCUGGACCUCUCCGAGCUCGAUGUCAGUGACCUGGAUGCCGACAGUUUUCUGGGCGGGCUCAAGUGGUACAGCGACCAAUCGGAAAUCAUCACCAGUCAGUAUGGCAACGAGACGUCAAACCUGUUCGAGAAGAUUGACGAGGAGAGCGAGGCCAACCUGCUGGCGGUGCUGACGGAGACGCUGGACAGCAUCCCGGUGGACGAGGACGGCCUGCCCUCCUUCGAAGCCCUGACUGAGGGAGGCGUGGCCAACGGCGGCGAAAGGACCUGCCCCUCCCCCGCCACCACGCCCACCUGCCCCGCCCAGACGCCGGAGUCCGAGGAGCCGUCCCUGCUGAAGAAACUCCUGCUUGCUCCCGCCAACGCGCAGCUGAGCUACAGCGCGCGCGCGGGCGGCGCGGCGCAGAACCAUGCAGCUGCCAACCAGCGGAGCAGACCGCCGUCCGCCGCCCUCGCCAAGCUGGAGAGCCCCUGGAACAGCCGGCAGAGGGGGGGUCCCUGUGCGCAGCAGAGCCGGGGGUCCCGGAGGCCCUGCGUGGAGCUGCUCAAACACCUCACCUCCGGCGGGGACACGCCCCACCACACCAAAGCACAGAGGAGCUGCACGGACACGGGCGGGGCCGCCUCCUCUUCGCCCCCCUCCUCAUCCUCGCCGUCAUCGUCCUCCUCGUCCGCCUCCUCGUACUCCUCUCUGUCCUGCACCUCCUCCUCUUCCUUGUCCUUCAAUUCUGCUGCCUCGUCCUCCUCCAAGAAGAAGACAUCGACGUCGCCGCAGCAGCAGCAGCAUCAGCAUCACCAGCGAGCCAAACCAACCACCUUGCCACUUCCUUUGACCCCAGAGUCUUCAAAUGACCACAAGGAGUCACCGUUUGAGAACAAAACCAUUGAGCGUGCACUGAGCGUGGAGCUGUCCGGAACUCCAGGUCUGACUCCGCCCACCACACCUCCUCACAAAGCCAGCCAAGAGAGUCCUUUCAAAGCUACGAUCAAAACCAAAGCGUCCUCCCCUCCGGCCUAUCAGAGAGCCGGCUCCCCGUCCCCGGCCAAUCAGAGGGCCGGCACUGCUGACCCCGCCCCCUGCCUGCUGCCGGCGGGCGGGAUGAGGAGAGACCCCCAGCAGAGCGAGCUGUAUGCCCAGCUCAGCCGGGCGUCGGCCCCGCCCCCCCAACGGGGUCCGGAGGACCGCAGGGGGAAGCGGCCAAUCCAGCGCCUGUACGGUGACCAUGACUACUGCCAGGCCUCCGCAGCGGCCAAGCGGGAGCCCCCCGCGGAGCCUUCCUCCUCCUCCUCCUCCUCCUCCUCCUCUUCCUCGGCCUGGCAGCGGGCGGACAGGGAGAGGAAGGGGGGCGAGGGCCCGCCCCGUCCCGCCAGACCCCCGCCCCCCUCCGGAAACCCGUCCGGCCCCCGGAAGCUCCUGCGAGACCAGGAGAUCCGGGCGGAGCUCACCCGGCACUUCGGCCUCCCCAGCCAGGCCCUCUGCGGCGGGGAGGAGGGGGCGGCGCAGGGCACAGCGCCCCCUGUGGCGCGGGAGGACUGGCGCACGGGGGAGGACUGCCCCAGCGGGCUGCCGGGGGGGUGCCUGACCCCCGGCCUGGUCCUGGACGGAGUUUUGGAGGACAGCGAGGAGGAGAUGGAGCGCUUCCUCUUCCCCUGGGAGGCGUCGCACCCCGACCUGCUGCUGGAGGGCUCCUCCCCGUCCUGCUCCCCGUCCAGCUGCUCCCCCUCGCGGGGCUCCGUCUCCCCGCCCAAAUCUCGCCUGUCCCCCCAGCGCCUGCGCUGGUCCAGGCCCAGGCCCAGGUCCCGGUCCCGGUCUCGAUCACGGUCCCGCUCCAGAACCGGGACCCACCGCCAUUCUCCCCGACGCUCCUACUCCCGCUCACCCAGCUCACGGCUGCGCUCCCGGUCUCCAUGCCAACGCUCAUCCUCACGGACCCGUUGCCAUGGAGACUCCAGCACUUCCAGGACCAGGGCCCAGAGAAACCCGAACGCUCGGCCCCGGUCCCAGUCCCGCUCCCCCUCCACCCGCCGGCCCAGGUAUGACAGCUAUGAGGAGUACCAGCAGGAGUGCAUGCAGAGGGAGGUGUACCGCCGGGACUACGAGAAGAGGGAGUAUGAGAGAGCCGAGCAGCGGGAGAGACAGCGGCACAAAGCCAUAGAUGAGAGACGGGUGGUGUACAUCGGGCGGCUGAGCUCUGACAUCACCCGAUCGGAGCUGAAGCGCCGCUUUGAGGUCUUCGGAGAAAUCGAGGAGUGCACCGUCAACCUGAGAGACGACGGGGAUAACUUCGGCUUCAUCACCUACCGCUACACCUGUGACGCCAUGGCGGCCCUGGAGAACGGACACACCCUGCGCCGCGCCAAGGAGCCCAGGUUCGAGAUGUGCUUCGGUGGACGCAAACAGUUCUGCAGAUCGACUUACACAGACUUGGACUCACACACGGACGACUUCGACCCGGCCUCCAUAAAGAGCAAGUACGACUCCCUGGAUUUCGACAGCCUGCUGAGGGAGGCGCAGAGGAGGUAACGGGCCGACCCGACACCUCCUCCUCCUCCUCCUCCUCCUCUGGCCCCGCCCCCGCGGGAGACGCACCACCGCUCCUCCACCACGCCCCCCCUCCC